UGGCGGCCGCCGCGUCAUCGGCGGUGCCAAAAUCAAUAAUCAGUAUUGUUUAUCGAUUUUUUUUCCCCAACGUUUCCGACAUCGGGCGCGCGUUUCCCGCAUAUACAGAGGACCCCGUGUGCAGUGCGUGACCGUAUAUAUGCGUUAGCCGACCGUUUUCACGCGGACUCGUCGUUGACCGGUCGCCGUAAUCGCGUCGCGCAGCUACGGAGCAAUUGGACCGAGAAGCAGUUUGAGGAUCGCCGUCGAGGAGCAGGGCAAAACCGCCAAGGUAAAUAAAUACUAUAAACAACAUAAUGUUGUGCCUAUGUAUAUAUUAUACAUCUUCGAUUUGCCGCCACUGACUCUAUGACGAACAUGCUGUGUAAAAAGUUCGUCCGGAAACCGGUUGACUGACAAAAAUACAUAUAGGAUCCAGCUAGUGCUGGUUGCACAUUUUCAAGGUAUUAAUUUUUCUCAGUUCAAAUAAAAGCUGCUAAAACCGAUUUGCCCGUGGGUUUUACAUAGGCAAUAAGUAAAUGCCAUAAUUAUAUAAGUUUUAUAUAAUAAUAAUUUAUGUACCUAUAUGAGCAGUUAAAGGGUUUAUAGGCGCGAAAUUGUAGCACAUUCGAAUCGAAAACGCUGAAACAUGUGCCGUUUCAUUUCGUAGACGAUGUUUUAACGUACUUACGUUGAGGGAUAGGGUACUUUAUUAUAUUACACAGCAAGUGUGGUAAGAAGAUAUAUGUACUACAAUAUAAAUAUAUCUAUUUACUUACCUAUUAUUCUUCUUAAAUAUCUAUAUUUUUUUUAAUCGGAUUAUCAUGUAUAAUAAUCCGCAUGAUAUAUAUUUAUUACGCUUAAAUUAUAUAUUUAAAAAAAAGAACCCAUUUGGCAGCUUAUUUAUUGCUAUAAAAUGCAUAGUUAUACCUAGGUAUUAAUAUUAUUAAUUGUUAUACAUUACUUGCCUAGUUUUUUUGAUUUUUCAAAUAAAUUUAAUCAAUCCUCGUAUUUAAUGUUAGAUAUUCGGUGUUAUUAAGAAAUAAAUUCACGAGACUCAAAAUCAUAACUAUUAUGACCCUCCCAAAUAUUAAUUGGGCCUAUAUGCGUACGCGUUAAAUGUCACACGUGUUAUAAGGUUUAUGUACACAAUUUUCAUUUUUCUUUCCAAAACUAUAUAAUAUAUAAAUACUAUAAAGUAUAAUCGUCGUAUAAUUCAAUACUAGCAUAAAUACGUUCAGGUGCCUGUUUAAUUAAAAUAAUAUAAUAUCGUACUUGUAAAUAAAUAAGUAAUACUGAAUUAAAAAAGAAUAUAUAUAUGUAUACAUUUUCCGACAGGAAGGCUUUGAAAAUUAAUAUUGGACGAAUUCAAUCAAUAUAAUAUACAAUACUUGAUAUUUGUAUAACAAUUUACCCAUCUACUAUAUUUAUAUAUUACAUUAAUUUCUUUAUUACAAUAAAUAUGUACAUUUUAUAUAAAGUAAUAAGUAAAAUAUGCUUACACACAUGGCCAUGGGUGCUGUAGUACAACUAUAUUAUAACCUAACCGGUAUGACGCGAAAAUUUACCCUUGUGAUAUUUUACCCCCUCCUGACACAAGAAAUAUGGUAAUCACUGGCACACAAUUAACGUAUUUAUUAUUUUAAACUAUUAUAAGUUUACUUUUCUGUAUGAGUUAUUCACUAUCGUCUAUCAAUAAUAAUGUAUACAAAAUAAAUAAUGAAAAUAAUAAAUAAAUUUUUUUUUAUUAUCACCAAGUAAACCAACACAAUUAUACAUAAUAUUAUGAAAUAUUUAACUGUACCUAUACAAUAUGAUAAUAUGUGUUUAAUCUGUUAUUAUCUAUAUAUGAUCAGAAGCGAAAUAGAUUUAACAAUAUAUUGUUUAUAUGUACAACAAUUAUAUUGCCUCUAUAAUAUAUGCAGAAUAACCAAUGAUGUGCGUGUCGCAUAAAACUUUAUUUUUAUUUUUGUACAGAAAAUCAUCUAAGUAUAGUUGCCCUCCCAAUAAAAUGGCCCACCUUGAAAUGUAAAUGAAUAUCUAAUAUGUCUAAUAUAUCGUUUAUAAAAAAAAAAAAAAUAGGCUAACUUAUAAUAUACCUAUUAUAAAAUGAUCAACAUAACGUAAGAGACUCAUUAUCUAUUGGAAAGUGUUAACUUUUUUGGAAUUUGUUUUUUUGAUAGUUUAAGAAUAGUUAAGUAGCUCUAAAAUAUUACAUUAAGAUUAUUAUUUUUUUUGUCUUACUUUUAAGUGGUGAAACUAUUAAUUACUUUUGAUUUUCAAAUAGCAACCUAUACUAUAAUUUUGGAGAUAAUGAGUGUUUUACGCUAUGUUGAUCACCAUGUAUAUCUAUUGGCCGAAAUUUAUGUGGUUAUGUACCUAACAUGUAUAUUUUAAUUCUCAUUUUUAGAGACGUAGGAUUUUCGAUUAAAUUUAACUAUAAUGUUUCUUGAAUAUAAUAAUUAUGCAUAAGUAUUGAUACCCAUAUAAUGUAUUGUCCAUUAUUUUAUAUUUAAAACAUCAUUUUCUUAAGUAUAUAAAUAAUAAAUGUUUAUUAUAUUGGUUAAGUUCUAUAAAUAAAUAAGCUAUAUGAUCCUAUAUAGAAAAGGAUUUUAUGUAUUACUUAUUAAACUAAAGUUUUUUGUUAGUUAAGUAAUUAUAAUGUACAUUUUUUUUUUUUUUUGAACAUAAUCAAUUAUUGCUAAUUUUCUAGUAAAAAAAAAAAUUGAGUUUAAUGUAGUGUUUUUUUUUUAUAAUAUAAUUAUAAUAUCACAUUUUGACGAAAAUCGUUUGAGUAAAAAAUUAUGUGGAACAAAUCUAAUUUUUCAAAAAAAUUGUUUGCUUUAUGAACAUAUAAAUAUAUUGCCGAUUUAGGAACGAUGAGGAAGUCAGAAUUAAGGGGAUUUACUAAGUUUCGAAAUUAUAGCUUUUUGAAGUUCUGAUAUUAUGCAGAUAUUAUAUAUUAUGUUAAAUAAUUCUAUAUUGUAUAAUUUUUAAUCAUAUUUGUAGUGGUUUAAUGGUUAUAUAUGCCUAUUAUCAUCCUAGGGGUCACGUGGUCUAACCAGUGUGUCUAAAAAUAUUUGUUGCAUUUUAUUUCCUUUUUACCUUAACAAGAAAAAAAACAAAUUCAUUUUGGAUGUACCUAGAGACCCAAGCCAUUGCUCCCUCGGAUUAUUUCAAUCGCAAAAUACCAUUCGAUUUGUUGUGCAAACUUUUCUACUUGCUCCGAUGUAUCAAGUGUAGCUUAUUUUCUGAAAGAAAGAUUUAAUUUAAAGAAGUCGUUUUUUCAAAAACCAACUUUUCUACCAGCAAUUUCACUCCGAUUUAAAAUGAUAGCAUUUUUCUGAACGUAAAUCUGACUGUGAAGGUACUUUAAGAAGGUAAUUUUUCGAUUUUCCCAGGAGUUUUUCCAAUAAAUGGGAAAAAUCGGGAAAAAUAUAUUUUUUUAUAUUACAUAUUAUUGUACAUAUUGUAAAAAAAUAUUAUCAAAGAAAAUAUAUAAUACCUAUUUAAUUAUUUUACCAUAAUAUGACUUAUAUAUAUAUAUAUAUUGUUGACAAAAUAUCACUAUCAACUAAAAUGCGCUAAGAAUCGUUUAUUCGUUAGCAAUGGUUUAUCGAUACUUACAGAUAUACAUUCAAUUACCUAUAACAGUGGCUGCACUCGUCUUCAUUAUCUUAGGAUAUAUUUUUUAAAUCAUUAUUUUCCCUAUACACCCUAAGUAUUAAUACUAAAUACUUAAUGAACUUAUUAACUUAACGACAUUAUGGUUAUAAUGACCGUAUUCCAAAAAUAUACCCUCUAUUUUUUCGCACUUUUAGAUUCUGAGUUGAGCGAAAAAGCUUGUGUUAAAUGUUUUUACAAAGAUGUUUAUUUAUUUAUCUGCUAACAACUUUUUCACUAGAAGACUUGCUCGGAUUUCUAAGUAAAGCAGUUUUUCUAAAAGGAAAUCGGUGUGGGGAGUUACUUUACGGAGGUCAUUUUUUGAUUUUAUCAACAUUUUUCUUAUAAAAUUUGAAAAACCCAAAAGAAAAAAAGGGGGAAAUGUACGAAAUAUAUUACUAAAAUAGUACUAUUUUUUUUUUAUGCACAAUUUUCAACCAAGUCAUUUUUCGAUUUUCUCAAAGUUUUUCUUAUAAAAUUUGAAAAACCCAAAAGAAAAAAGGGGGAAAUGUACGAAAUAUAUUGCUAAAAUAAUACUAUUUUUUUCUUAUGCAAAAUUUUCAACCAGCAAUUUUGCUCUUACUUUUAAGGAUAGCAAUGUUUCUAAAAAAAAAUUUUACCAGGAAGGUACUUUAAAGAAGCCAAUUUUUGAUUUUCCCAAGAGUUUUCUCAGAAAAUGUGAAAAACCGGGAUAAAACAUGGGAAACCGGAAAAAUCGUAGGAAAACUGGGCAAAUUGGUACAACAUUAAAAAAAUGGUAUUUAAGAAAAUAUAUUAAGCAUAUUUAAUUAUUUUACAAAAAAAUGACAUAUAUAUAUAUAUAUUGUUGACAAAGCAUCACUAUCAACUAAGCUCCGCUCAGAAUCUUUUUUUGGUAAGCUAAGGCUUAUCGUUGCUUACAGAUAUAGAUUAAAUUCCCGUCUAUAUCAUAUGUUCCCAACCUCCCACCUACAUUAGUAGCUGCACCUGUCUCCAUUAUUUUACCUUUCUUUUUUUAUGAAGAUGAAUUCGUAUGAGGAGAGAGAUUAUCUAUAAACAGAACCCUCAAGAAUUGUGUUUUAGUUUCCGAACGUAGCGACACCAUUUUUUAAAUAACAACACUUAAGUGAGAAAAAACGUAGGAAAAUGUACAGUUUCACGAUUUCAUUAUUUUAUAAAAACACGGACGACGUUUUCUACCAGAAAAUAAUGAUUUAAUCGAAAAAUCACAAGAUACCUUUUUUGAUUUAAUUUCUUAUGGUAUCAUCGCCACAACUUUUGAACCGCUCUUGAGCUUUUAAGGAAUUUUAAAUUUUGAGAGAUUUUUGCUGUAAUUAGGUUAUAAAUACACGUAUUGACUUGAAACUUGGUAAUAAUACUUAUAUUGGACUUGCCUAGACAUAGUAAAAUUUCUAAAAUCAUCGAAAGACUUUUUUUUUAAUAAGUGUUUUGGAAAAUAAAUUAAACGAAAAUCGUAAAAAAAUGACAGCACUUCAAAUUAUGUAUUACCGAACUUCGUUAGAAUUUUCUUCCAUCAAGCAAUGGUUUAUCAUUGCUUACAGAUAUGAAUGAAAUAACCUUGUAUAUACUACCUUCCCAACUCUCACCUACAUCAGUGGCCACUCUCAUCCCUAGCAUCAGCUCUUUUUUCCUUAUUUAAUCGUUAAAAAGUUCAUGGUAUCAGCGACAUUUUAAACGAUGAGGUAGAUUUUUUGGGAUUAUUUUUACCUAGAGUUGAAAUAAGUGGGUUGAUUUGGCGGGACAGGUUGGUAAGAUAUUUUCUAUAUAUUAGAAGUUUGUUGUUUAAAGAACUUAGGUUUUAAAAUAGGCAAGGGAAUCAUAAAAAAAUUCUCAUAAUUUAUAUUUAUUUUUCAUUCUUCAAUUUUGUUGAGUUAUAAUUACAGUGUUUGAUAUGCUACAGAAUGAUAUCGGAAUUCGUACACAUGAUAGCUGUCAUUGGCGCAUGUUUCAAUUAAAGUGCUUUCGGUAGUAGAAAAGACUAAGGUAAACAUAGAGGUAUUAUAGAGGUCAGGCGAAAGAUCUCUAUCCAGAGGGACUCUAGCGUGAAUUUUAAAGUACGAUGAAAUUGCAUUAUGCCUAACAAAAAAUGUGCAGUUUGAAAGGUAGAAAUACACCAAUAGAUUCAAUAAUACCGGAAGAAACUUUUUUAAUUUAAAAGAAGAUCAGUAUACCAAACCCUAUUGAAAACUUAUUGGAAGAUAUCUAGAAAGACGCCGAAGCAGUUAUUUUCUAGACAAGACUUGUACCGCAGUGGCGUAGAUACAAUUUUUUCUGGAGAAGGGGGAGAGUUAAAGAUAGAACAAAACUAAUUUUUAUUGUAAAUAUAUUUAACGGAACUUGCAAUAUUAUUAUUUAUUAUUUAAUAUUUGAUAUUUUUCAUUUAUGUUUGUAUAUUUAUGUUUGACUUAUACACAAUUACUAACUAAAUUGAUUUUACAUCAUCUACUUAUUAUUUGUGGUAAAUUAAUAGGUACGAUGUAAAUGAAAAAGUUUAAUAUAAAUUAGCAUAAUAUUAAAAUCAUAACAAAAAUUUAAAAUAUUUAUUUUAAUACAAAAUCAACCCAAUUUUUUGUUUACUUGGAAUUUGAAGUAUAGAGAUAUUGAAAAAUGUAAUUCUUCAGCUAGUUUAGAUGCUUUAGAAUAUAUUUCAUGAAAGUAUUCAUUAAUAUUUUUGAAUUAAAUUAAUCUUUUAUUAGCCAAACCUAAAGCUGCUCUUAAAUCAAUGUCUACACUUUGAAAUUAUAUUGAUAAUGGUAAUUAAAUUGCAAACAUCUUGAAUAAAACGAAAAGUAAUACUAUAAAUUUGGCUUGUAAAAUAGAAUGUUUUAAAUUAUUUGCUUUACUUGAAGUAUCGCUAUCAUUCAAAUUGAACAGCUGAGUGAAAUACAGAUAAUAUUCCAAAAAUACGAAAAAUAAACCGAGGAAGCCGUCAAGGACUUUUCUAUAAAAAAAAAAAAAAACUAUUGAUUUUUAUGAUGUUAAUGGUUAUGUAUAUUGUAUAAAGACAACUUUUUUAUUCAAAUAAAAGGAAAUUUAACAGUUUUUUUUUACUUUUCCGAAAGUUUGGUAUUGAUCAAAGGAAUAUUAUCCUUUUUCCACUCGGCGGUUAUUAGUAAUUACUAAUAGUAUCUUAAUUCUAAUUAUGACGUAUUCUAACAAAUUGAUGAAGUCAUGAACAGAAUGGAAUCGUUAGAUUUAUCGAGUGGCACAGCUUUUCUUAAUACUAACGUAUAUCUUUUUAUUUUUUUAAUCGGGAGUUUUUUUUUGAAGGUGGCUAAUUCCUAAUUAACUACAUCACUGUUGUGCCAUCUUGUACUUUUAACGCUUGGUAAUUGGAUUUAAAACAAUCUGAUUUAUAAUUUAGUAUCAAUUUUUUGAUUGAAGUGAACAUAUGUUUAAAGCAUGCUUGUCCAAUGGAUUAUUUGGAUCUUUGCCAGCAAGAAUUAAUUCUUCGCUUUUUGUCAAUUAAGAGUUGAUAUUCGGAGACAAAUCGUACGAGUUUCUUUUGGGUGAAUGAUUUUCAUUUAAUAUGUAUGAAGAAUUUGAGACAGCCGAUUGUAUCAAAGUAAUUAUAUACUCGAAGCAACAGAGCAUUUAUCUAAUAGAUAAAGUAAAAAUUUAGUAUAACGCCGGGUACCUACUGAGUAGAAUCCUAGUCUUAAAUAUAACAUCGACUAUUUAGCCAUCGAGUAAUUGCCGGUUAACUGGAAUAUUUCUAAUACAUUUAACAUACAAAAACUACAAUAAAAGAUUCUGGACUCCUUUUAGAAUGAUGUGGUGACCUUUAAGAUGGAGAAGUCUUACAAUUGAGGAAUACUUCAAAAUAGAUUGAACAAACGACAAAUAAAUAGUUCGUAAAGCGAUGAUUUUUGAAAAAUGACGAAUAAAACUAAGCAUUUUUAAAGUAUUAUACUUAUCAUGCAAUACAGGGUGAAUUUUUUAUCAUGAACCAGUAAUUAUAUUAGAGGAUUUUAAGUGAAUUUGAUUAGGCAAUUUAUUACCCUUCUCUAUUUCUCCGGUCUAAACUUUAAACUGUUUUUACUCGUAAAUGGUUAAUCUGAUAUUAAUGUUAUUCAUAUCAAAAUUUCCAAAAAAUUAUUCUCUUUUUAAAUCUUUUUUUUCAAAAGGGGGAGAGGUUCCUAUUUGAAAAUCAAAAGUAUGCACUUAUUUAAGGUGUAUGGAAUAGAGGUAAAAAUUAUAAAUGGUUUUAAAAUAAAGCUUAAACGAUUCCAUAAUGAUAAGAAAAACAGAAAUCAAAUUCACUUAAAAUCCUCUGAGAUAAUUGCUGAUUCAUUAUAAAAAAACCCAUCCUAUAUACCUAUCUUAUAAGUAGAUGAAAAAUCAUUUUAGAUUUAAACAUAACACAUAUCUUUUCGUCACAAAAUAUCAAUUUUUCGAGUAAUUACCUAUUAUUAUAAUCGAAUGAUAAAUUUGUAUACAUAUUAUAUCUAUGUAAACGAGUAAAAGUUAUUAAUUUACAUUUCAUAAUAUUAAAGGAUAAAUUAUUUAGGCAACACCAUCAUUCUAUAAGUAAGUCUGUCUGAUUGGCGUGUUCUAGUAAAACCAGAAUACCAAAUAUUGAUUUAUAUUGACUAAUAUAUUUUCAGACUAUCAGAAAAGAGAAGCGUCUUUUUAUAAGUGGUGGGCAUAUCAUUUAUACGCAAGAUGAAUAAGAUUAAAGCUAUAUGAGAGCCCUGCGGAACAUCUAAAGGCAUCACAUAAAAAUCAGAAAAACAAUUUUUAUACUUCAAAAAUCAUUUCCUACAUGAAAAAUAUAAUAACAAUUAAUAAAUAAUAACCAAGGAAAUAUAGAGUUUUAAAUUCCCAUUUGUUCUAACUUUGAAAUAAGAAUUCCAUGAUUUAUGGAGUCAAAACUUUUGACAAGUCUCUACCUAUAAAUAACACAGUUGCGGAUUACUUUAAAGAUGAUUGGAGCGACAAACUUGCCGCCCCUAUAACACGAAUGGUCGACGCUUAUAAAAUGUAAAAUUAUGACUUUUUGAUUAUUAGUUUAUUACCACGAAAUUGCUGUCCUUAAAAAACACAAAAUAUAUUAUAUAUAAAGUAAAUAAAUGUAGUCAAUAAAUAUAUAAAUAAAAAAUGCACACAUAAAAAUAAAAUUAAUUAAUUAAUGUGUCGCCUGGAGUAUUAUGAUAAGUGUAUUUUUCUACCGGUUUCGAAUUAAAAACUCAUCAUCAGGUAUAUCACAGUCAAAAUAUAUAACGCGACGCAUUUGAUUCUUUAUUUUAUUUUUAUAAAUACAUUAAUUUUUUAUAUAUUUAUUUACAAGUAUUAAUUAUUUUAAUAAUUUUGUUUUUACUUUAUUAUUUUAUUAUACAUUAUAUGUCUAUAUAAUAAGGUAUAAUAUUAUAUUAACUCACCGAAGUAUUGCUCCCAUGAACACGGAAAACUAGAAUUUUAAUUUUUUGAGAAAAUAUGUUUUUCCGAUGUUUUCGCUGUUUCAUCGACGAAUAACGAUGAUAAUUAAUAUGCUACAAAUCUAUGAUGAUACUAUCGUUUUUUCGUUAGCAAUGGCUUAUCAUUGCUUACAGAUGUACAUUCAAUCCCCGUCUGUUUCCUACCUUCCCAACUUCCCACCUGCAACAGUGGCUGCACCCACGUGCGAAGUAUUUCCGUCCUUUUUUUUCAAAUGGCAUUAUAAUGAGUGAUUAAGAAAAAGUAGUGCAAAGUAUAAAAAGCUGUGAGAAGAGCGAAAAGAAAAUAAAAAAAGUGUUGUUAGAAAAACAAGAAAACUUGAGAUCAUUUUUCGCCGUAAUAAAAUUUAAUAUAAGUAAAAACCAUUUACUCAAUAACUUUUUUGAAACACUUCUAGUUUACUCAAGAUAUUAUUUUGAAAUUGUUUUUUUUCAAAAUGUAAGUUUUCUGUCAUCAAAUAUAUUAGUAUUUUCGAAAUUUCUUUUGAUUUUUAUUUUUUUUCCGAGAGAGAAAUUUCGAAUAUUAUGAACCAACUAAAAAAAAAAAAAAAAUACGUACAUUCUUCGCACGAUGAGUGGGCUUCAAUUUUAAGUGAGAAGUUGGGAUGGUAGAGAGGAAAUUUAAUGUAUAUUCGUACACAACAAUUAACCAUUAUUAACAAAAAACAAGUCUGAGUGGAGUUCGUUUAAUAGUGUUGCUUUGUCAACAAUAAAUAUGUCAUAUUAUUGUAAAAUAAUUACAUAGGCAUUAUAUAUUUUACAGUAAAAUUGCUGGAAGAAAAGUUGUUUACAGAAAUAAAAAAAAAAAAACAUUCUGUAAUCCAUUUCUGUACGAUAAGUUGAUGGUUAAGUUUUCAAUUUUAAUAACAUAUAUUGCAUAUUUCUGAAACGAAUCGUUUUAAAACUUUAAAUAAAACAAAUUUAACAUUUUCCGUUAUUACUCAAUUUUUUCGCGUAUCCUAGAUUAUGAACCGCUGUUCUACGCUAUGCGCGCGGGGUGGGUGCCUAACAAAUUGAAAAUCAAAAACAGCAGGUGUAUACCAAGUUUUAUUAAGGACAUUAAUGUCAAUUAUUUAGAGGUUAAUUACAAACAAGAAUAUCAAAUUUUAUAUUUGAACAUUUCACAUUUUGGUAACUAAUAGGUAGGUAACCUAUAUAUUUAAAUAAACAUAUAAUAGCCGCUGAGUAGAAUAGCAGCUGGUUUUGAGAAUGCAGGAACUCUCUUAAAAUAGUUUAGAACCAAGUCCUUCUCACCUUUGUUUUCUCUUUGUUCCAGUAUACCUAUCGAAAAUAUUUUUAAGAUGGAUUCGUUGAUUUAUAGUAGGAUCAUUAUUUAUACGAAUGGAACCAUACUCAGUUUAAAUGAAGCUCAUGUUUUUUUACGGAGUCUAUCAAAAACCACAGAUAAGUUGAGCAAAAUAACUUUGAUUAGACAAAUUAUGGUUGAUAUCUUAUAUAUAGGUACCCAGGCGAAAAACUCUAACAGGCUAAUAGGCUAUACAGAUAUCUCCGUGAAAGUGAUUAAAUUGUUUGUAAAAUGUUGACCAAAACCGUCUUGAGGAUUUAUGUACCUACAUUAAAAACGUUUAUUCCUUGACAGUAAUAAAAUUAAUUAUUAUGGGUCUAGUAAUUAUGGAUUGUAUUUUAUUAUUUUAUGUAAAUUUUAUUUAUAAAGUUAUUAAAACAGUUAAUAUUGUAUUUUGUACUGUGGUAAUUUAAUUUAUUUUUAUAUCAUAGGUAAAAAUAAAUAUUUAAAAAUGCCCGCUUCCUGCAUCUAUUCCUACAGAAUUAUAAAAUUACAUGGUUCAUUUAGCAAAUUUAAUGUUAAACAAUGUAUCAAUGUCACACACUGAUAUGCAUGUUAAAAACCAUCUCGUAUUUAAAUUGUUAAAAUAAAGACUUAGCUAAAUCAAUUACAAUAUUUUAUUAUUAUGAAAUGCUACUAAAACUAACUGAAACCUAGUUAAAAUGUGACAAAACAAACAACAAUUAGGUAUUAUUUUUAAUUAUUUUUACUAUUAUUAUUUAUCAAAAAUUAAAUGUCGAAAACAAAUAUAAAAUAAAUUCGGUUUUGCACUUUCGUUUGACCUUAACAUUUACAAACUAAAAAAUAUGACUAAUUUUUAGAAUAUAUCUUAAAGUUAUAGAUAUUCUCUUACAAAAUAGUAUUUCUAACUUAGGUGGGUGGUACCUACCUAUACAAUAUUAAUAUUAUAAUGAUUGCUGUUUUUUUUUUCUAGAUUAUUUGCCUUACCUACCUUUGUCAAACAUGGCAAAUACCGAAAACUACCAGUUAAAAUGGCAUAGUCAUGGUGCCCAUUUACAUUCUACCAUUGCAACAUUACACGGUACCACAGCAUUCACCGACGUAACCCUAAGUACGACUGACGGACGUAAUGUGUCGGCACACCGUUUCGUUUUGUCUGCGUGCAGCGCGUACCUGAAUCAAGUUUUUCAGAGCUGCUUGUCUAACAAUUUGGUCAUUGUUAUGCCUGCGGAUAUCAGUUACCGUACACUCUGCAUACUACUCCAGUACAUGUACAGCGGCGAAGCGACAGUCACCAAUAGCCAGUUGGAUCGGGUACUAAAAGCUGGCGAAGUAUUGCGGGUCAGAGGGCUAUGCCGAAGCAACGAGAACACUGUGGGCGUGGUGCCUAGACAGCAAACUCCUGACAAUAAUAAGGACGAUAAGUCAAAUCCCUGUAGAUCCAAAUUGGGAGACAUGCCGUUGUCAGUGAGAUCCGAUGGCAACGAGAAUAAGGAAAACGAAAAAGACAAAGACAACGACGAUGGCGAAAUGAAGAAGGAAAACUCGGAAAACGAAGAUCCUAUGCACAAUGCCCUUCAACUAGAGAUCACUGUGAAGGAAGAACCGUUGGAGUGGAACGAUAACGAUAGGACUGAAAUGACAAUCCAACCGGUACGAUAAAACAACAAUAUUGACCGUUAGAGGUUUGGCACCGAUGUUUAAAAAUAAACCUGUGACAAAAUAGAAAAUAGAAAAUCAUAAUACAUUCUGAAUCUAUUUGACAUUUAUUAAUUUUUUCUCCUGUUAAAAAAGAAUAGUUAAGGUUUUUUUUCCAAAUCUCAAAUGACAACUUAUAUUAAAAAUAAGCAUAUAUAGACUCAGUUUAAAUUAAUAUUUGAUUCUUUGACGAGAUAUUCCACUUUUAAUUUGGUAGUUUUGCAGGUAGAGAUAUGCAAUGUCAUUUAUGUGGAGACUCCAAUCAAUAUUUUAUGUUAUAUAUAUAUAGACAUCAGCGUUGCACCGAAAACUCACCUAUAAACUUGAUGUUUAAUAUAAAAUACCACACUUUUUAAAAUAUUAACCAAAUUUUUAGGAACUGUUUUCGAAUUACGACGAUGAUGACGAGGAAGCAGAUUCCGAUUAUUAUGCUCCAUUAACGUGUGACAUGUGUCAAGAAACAUUUCGAACUCCAGCCCUAUGGGUUAGACACAUACAAACUCAUGAAUUAGGCUCAAUUACCGAUUUACCAAAACGAAAACGGAGAAAAACCACGGUAAGCGUACAAUAUUUAUUUGAUUUUAAAUUAUUAUUAUCAUUAUUGUUAUAGGUAAUAAUUUAAUAAUGUGUCAACGAUUAACUAUCAUAAAUAAUAGGAUGAAGAUGAUGGAGGUGAGUUGCCCCCUUUACGAUGUGAACUGUGUCAACAAGAAUACCAGACACCCGGUGAUUGGGUGCGACACAUUCAAAGUGCACACACAGAAGAACAGUUGGCUAUUACAAAUAGUUUAGCCAGCGGUGGGUCGGGUAUUUUACCAUCAGUUAAACGACCACGACCAAGAAUAAUGAACGGACGAAAGGUGUGUCCGACUUGUACGAAAACAUUUCCAUCUCAUGCAAGCAUGUUGAUACAUAGUCGAACACAUACAGGCGAACGACCAUAUCAAUGUGGUGUCUGUAGUAAAGGUUUUAAUGUAAAAAGUAAUUUACUGAGGCACAUGAGAACAUUGCAUGAUACGGUAAUAAGUCCAAAUGCAAUGGUCGAAUACUGUAAUGCCCAAGAUGAAGUACCACCAACUUCAUAGAAUAUUCAAAUAGAAAUAUUGUUUCCGAGUUUAGAGCAAAUAUGUGUGUAUAUAU
Molecule: messenger RNA, 13182 nt
Organism: Cinara cedri
Lineage: Eukaryota; Metazoa; Arthropoda; Insecta; Hemiptera; Aphididae
Source: the annotation of a GenBank genome assembly